Messenger RNA from Rasamsonia emersonii CBS 393.64, 2868 nucleotides. RefSeq lists its product as uncharacterized. The transcript has 5 exons. The coding region runs from base 1 to 2868 and encodes 955 amino acids. The record is from RefSeq and is a predicted model, not a curated record. Lineage: Eukaryota; Fungi; Ascomycota; Eurotiomycetes; Eurotiales; Trichocomaceae.
AUGAUCCAUCCAAUACACGUGACGGUACCUCGUGCUUCCCGUGACUGCAACUCAGCCUUUUCCGCUUUGGGGCCAGCUGUCUCGCGGUGGAGUCGGAGCGCGUCUCUUCCGUCCAGCGAUCAACGGAGUUGCUUGACCUGCCUUUCCCCCGCGGUGGUUGCUGGCUCCGAGAAAUAUGCUGCCGGCGCCGAACCAUGGACUUUGUAUGACCCCAGAAAUGCAAAUCGCAGGCUGCCAGUUUUGAGAAAAUGGUGGACGAAUGCUGAUUGUCUUCCCCAGUGGUCACGUCUCAUUGGCGGUUCCCGCUCGCUAUCCUCCCGAUCCCCCCGAACGACCUCCCCGGCUGAACGACUGGCGGCGUUCAAGCGGACAUGCAAUACACUGCAAGGAGCCUGGCAGCAAAUCUGGCGGACGAGUAAUGCUCCCACCGAGCUGGCCGCUACCAUUCAUGCCCGCAAUUGCAUCGACCGCCUCAAUGCUGUCCUCAGCGACGAAUCGCGGGGUCCCGCGCCUCAUCCUUGUCUCGCCUAUGCCUCCACAUCGCAGAUCUAUGUGACGGUCACGAAGCUGGCUCUGACCUACCGGGAUGAGGACUUGAUUGCCUCCGCCUCCGUCUUCUUUAACACCCUGAUCGACGCUGAGGUGGACGGCAUCGUCGACAGCCGGGUCUUUUCGAGAGCUCUGAUAGAUCUCGUCCGGAGAUCGGGAUCGGCCAUUGAGGAUGUCGAAGGGAGACUGGUAGAGCUGUUGUUUGGCGUUGCGAACAACAUCCGUCUGCAGCCCAGGAUCUUGCCCGCCUGGUUCGCACCCAAGCAGUCAUCGAACCGGGAGCAGCACCCCAUUACGGCGGAAAAAGGAUUUGCUGGGGCAACCAGGAAGGAUGACUUUCCUCUCUUUUAUCUGCUUGUCGACUAUGUCCAUCGCGAGGGCCGGGCCGGCGACUUUGCCCGGACGGGUCUGCUCUACUUGAUCGAGACGGCAACACGGUCUAAAGACUUGGAGAAAUGGCUUAUAGAAAGUGACUUGGCCACGCUUAUGGCAACGGGUUUAGGUGCUCUAUACAGUCAACUAAGCAGGCACUUAUCUUCGGCAUUAACAGAGGAUAACAUGCCUACGAUCAUCGCCCUGUCUGACGAAAGUAGUUCCCGGGCUGCGGUCAAGCCCUACAUGGGGUCAGACAUGGAUGCGUUCCUUUCCUAUCUGCUGUUCUGGCAGGAUACCAUCGACCAUUGUCGGUCCGCCGAAGUCAACGAUACCUUGUUGGACCACUUUCAAGUGCUAUUUUUGGAGCAGCUUCUCUACCCCUCUCUCCUCGAAUCAUCCGACGUCGAAGGCGGCUCAACGUCGGCAGUCCUGACGUAUCUUCACCGAAUGUUGGAAGUGAUCGACCAGCCGGAACUGAUUCAUCGCAUCCUCCAUUAUCUGCUCGCCUCUCCAUCCGAUUCACAACCGACUGUCGAUGCGGCACCAUCUCAGAAGGAUAUGUCAGUUAGCCGGAGAAAGUCCUUGGACCUGCUCGCAGCGUUUGCGGAGGAGGCUGCUAAACCGUCCCCGUCUCUCUUUAACCUGGUAGACUUGAUUUUAAUGAGCAUCAAAUCGCAGAACCGAGAGACCGUUGUCGCUACGCUGAGGCUGUUGACGGUGAUCUUGCGCAGGCACCAUUCCUUCGCAGGAUCGUUGAUCAAGACGUGUCCUCCGGUCCGGGAUACCCGGCGGACGGUGGGCGCGUUGAACGCGGAAUUGCGACAAUUGCUGUCACUGGCCACCUCGAUUGUUGACGACCCUUCCAUAGACGCAUCGUACGACAAUUACCUGAGAGAUGCCGCGCUGAUUGUCGAGUCUCGCCUAUUUAUUGCUCCCUCGCCGGGUACCAGCGUUGCGGACGGACCGGCUGACCGACCGCUGGAUGUCAGAACGGACGAUCUCAUCUUCAAGGAGCUGCUGAGCUUGUUGGAAAACUUUUUCACCAACAGUGUUGUGGUAAACCUGGCGUUGACGGAAGUGAUCACCAGCCUUGCCUCUUCCAACUUGGUGUCUCUUGAUGGCUGGCUGCUUGUCGAGCCGUCCAACUACGAAUACAAGGCGGAUGCAACGCCGCGGUCGCGGGUUGUGUUCUCCGAGCCGGAUGGCAAGACAAAGACGCCCGAGUCAGGCAUUGAAGAUCUUAUAGCAGUUGUCAAGCAAGCGCACGCAGAGCCCACUUGGUCGAGCGAGAACACACCUCCGAUUCCGAAAGUCCUGCGGCGGCUGGUCGGAUAUAUCGCACAAUGGCGACGUGAUAUGCCCGAUUUUGACGUUCUCGUGGCUGCACGGCGGGAGCUUCUUCACAGUGAUGACCAAGCAGGCACCGACCGAUCGGCCAAUGCGUCUCGACAGCCGUCCGAGCCUCCGACGACGCGCACGUCUAUGGAACGUCCUUUGCAGCGUAACGCACGGGCUGAGUAUGAGUCCGGUUCACCGCGGGGACGGAGUACACGGCCUUUGGAUGAGGGUCCAUCUUCGAUGUCUCCGCGCAGCGUCGGGUCACCUUUGCGCGAGGCCGCAACCGACUCGCGAACGCCGUCCAAGCCGCGGCCCGUUAUCGCUGAAGAUCUGCGUCGACGGCUGGCGACGCAGUUCUGGAUUGACAGCACGGGUCGGUUGGUGUCUGAGGAGGGAGCUAAGGUGGUUGACGGCGAGCCUGCUGGGGAUGCAUCUCCAGAAGCGGCUAGGAAGGUGACGCUUGGGCACAUUCUCACUAACGCCGUGAUCCUGCAAGAGUUUAUCUUGGAGCUCACUGCACUGGUGCAGGUGAGGGCGACAUUGUUCGAGGAGGCGGGCUACCUGAUGAAUCCGACAGUAGACAACUUACAGCUGCAAGAACUCUAG